Messenger RNA from Ceutorhynchus assimilis (cabbage seed weevil), 481 nucleotides. The record is from the annotation of a GenBank genome assembly. Lineage: Eukaryota; Metazoa; Arthropoda; Insecta; Coleoptera; Curculionidae.
UUUUUCAUUGGAGAUUGGAGAAGGUAUUUUCUAUUUAGAGGGACCCCCAAAAAAUUCAAAUCAAAAUGUCCACAUUAGCAGCCCCAGUGCGAGUAUCGCCCGUAAUCAAGUUCUUCAGGUGGAGUUUCCUGGGCGUCGGAGUGGCAUACGGGGCCUUCAACCAAAGCAGACUGUCCAGAAAGGAAACCAAAGUAAGGGAAAUCGAAGCGAAACAAAAAGCCAUUCGUGAUGUUAAACUUGCUGCAGAAAAGAAAGCUGCUUCUGAAAAAGAGCUCCAGGAGCUUGAAAAAAUGUUCGUCAACUAAACUGAAUUUGUAUAAGUUUUAAGAUUUAUGUAGUGAUAAGUAAUAAAAAAAGUUUUUCUUUAUAGUACUGUCAAUACCCCUAUCUUAUUUUUAAUAAUGUCCUAAGCUUUAUUUUAUCAGGUUCCUAAUUGCAAACUAGCGUUUGAUCAAUUUUACUAGCCACUCCAAUUGAUUAA